Molecule: messenger RNA, 721 nt
Organism: Caenorhabditis elegans
Lineage: Eukaryota; Metazoa; Nematoda; Chromadorea; Rhabditida; Rhabditidae
Gene: gst-28
Product: glutathione transferase
Exons: 2
Coding region: 15-644 (209 amino acids)
Cellular component (GO): cytoplasm
Molecular function (GO): glutathione transferase activity
Source: RefSeq, marked reviewed
AAAAGUUGUCAAAAAUGCCUACCUACAAGCUCACCUAUUUCAAUGCUCGUGGAUACGCUGAGGCCGCACGUAUCCUCUUCCACUUGGCAGAUGUUCCAUUCGAGGACUUCCGUAUGACACACGGAGAUGGAACAUGGGAGAAGCUUAAAGACGGCGCCCCAUUUGGUCAAGUACCUUACCUGACCGUUGAUGGAUUUGAUAUCCCACAAUCUGCUGCAAUAAUCCGCUACCUUGCCAACAAAUUCGGAUAUGCUGGAAAAACCCCAGAAGAGCAGGUUUGGGCAGAUGCCAUCGUUGAUCAGUUCAAGGAUUUCAUGGGAUCAUUCCGCGAACGUAUCAUGGCACAUUUCGCUGGAAAAUCUCAGGAAGAAAUUGCAAAGAUCACUUCUGAAGUAGUGAUUCCAGCUAGAGAUUCGUACUUUAAGAUUCUCAAUGGGCUUCUUGAAAAGAGCAAGUCAGGAUUCCUAGUCGGCGACAGUAUCACCUUCGCGGACAUUGUCAUCUCUGAGAAUAUUACUACUUUGGAGAAAAAUCAAUUGUUUGUUGCUUCGGAGCAACCAAACUUGGCUGCUCUUCGAGAGAAGGUCUAUGCAAUUCCAGCUAUCAGGAAGUGGGUAGAGGCUCGUCCAGAUACUCAGUACUAAAUCGAAAAUUUUCUUGAAAUUUUGUUCAAUGAAGUAAUAUAAUUACAAAUUCGAAUAAAUUUUUAAAAUGCACCACU